CCCUCUGUACAUUCCACACCAGCCACUCCAUCAUCACCCUUCACUCAUCAGCCAUGGUGCUCACCAUGGCCACCGGCCAAGAGGACUCCCUCCUCCUGCUCCUCCUCCCCACCACCUCCCCACUCCCGCCCCUCAUGGCCGUGUUCAUCCUAGCCGCCGUCCUCCUGUGGCUCUCCCCCGGUGGUCCUGCGUGGGCGCUCUCCCGCUGCCGCCGCCCGCCGUCCGGCCCAACGGGCGUGGUCACCGCGCUCUCAAGCCCCGUGGCGCACCGCACCCUGGCGGCGCUGUCCCACGCCGUAGACGGCGGCAAAGCACUGAUGGCCUUCUCGGUCGGGCUCACCCGCCUCGUCGUGUCGAGCCAGCCCGACACGGCGCGAGAGAUCCUCGUCAACCCCGCGUUCAGCGACCGCCCCAUCAAGGACGCGGCUCGCCACCUGCUCUUCCACCGCGCCAUGGGCUUCGCGCCCUCCGGAGACGCGCACUGGCGCGGGCUCCGCCGCCUCGCCGCCAACCACCUGUUCGGCCCGCGCCGCGUGGCGGCGGCCGCGCACCACCGCGUCUCCAUCGGCGAGGCCAUGGUCGCCGACGUCGCCGCUGCCAUGGCCCGCCACGGCGAGGUCUCCCUGAAGCGCGUGCUGCAUAUCGCGUCUCUCAACCACAUCAUGGCCACCGUCUUCGGCAAGCACUACGACAUGGACAGCCAAGAGGGCGUCCUUCUGGAAGAGAUGGUCACCGAGGGCUACGACCUCCUGGGCACGUUCAACUGGGCUGACCACCUGCCGUUGAUCAAGCAUCUCGACCUCCAGGGCGUGCGCCGCCGGUGCAACAGGUUAGUCCAAAAGGUUGAAGUGUUCGUUGGAAAGAUCAUCCAGGAGCACAGGGCGAGGCGCGCGAAUGGAGGAGUCGACGAUGAGUACAUGGGUGACUUCGUCGACGUCCUUCUUGACCUCGAGGGAGAGGAGAAGCUGUCCGAAUCCGACAUGAUCGCUGUUCUUUGGGAGAUGAUCUUCAGAGGCGCCGACACUGUGGCGAUCUUGAUGGAGUGGAUCAUGGCGAGGAUGGCGCUGCACCCUGAAAUCCAGUCCAAGGCCCAGGCGGAGCUGGACGGCGUCGUCGUGGGCGGCGUGGCGGACGCCGACGUGGGCAACCUCCCCUACAUCCAGUGCAUCGUGAAGGAGACGCUGCGGAUGCACCCUCCGGGCCCGCUCCUGUCGUGGGCGCGCCUCGCCAUCCACGACGCGCACGUCGGCGGCCACCUGGUCCCCGCCGGCACCACGGCCAUGGUGAACAUGUGGUCCAUCGCGCAUGACCCCGCCAUCUGGGCAGAGCCGGAGAAGUUCCGCCCCGAGCGCUUCCAGGAGGAGGACGUGAGCGUCCUCGGGAGCGACCUCCGCCUGGCCCCGUUCGGCGCCGGACGCCGCGUCUGCCCCGGCAAGAUGCUGGCCCUCGCCACCACACACCUCUGGAUCGCCCAGCUGCUGCACGAGUUCGAGUGGGCACCCGCGGCCGCCAACGGCGGCGUCGACCUGUCCGAGCGCCUCAACAUGUCGCUGGAGAUGGCCACGCCGCUGGUGUGCAAGGCCGUCCCCAGGGCCCAGCUGGCCUAAGCUGCCGCCUCCAUGCAUGCCGCCCUGCUGAGAGAGAGUCUCGUUUUCGUUCGCGUACGUGUCUAUGCAUGCACGCCUCAGCUACUGUAGCUUGUGGCUUGCUAGUGUGUUUUGGAUGUCCUGCGUCGAGACCACCAAAAUAAUAAUAGUAAUGAAGUUUUAAGUUUUGAUAUUA
Messenger RNA from Sorghum bicolor (sorghum), 1782 nucleotides. Its product is annotated as cytochrome P450 78A5. The record is from RefSeq and is a predicted model, not a curated record. NCBI's taxonomy places the organism in Eukaryota, Viridiplantae, Streptophyta, Magnoliopsida, Poales, Poaceae. The transcript is spliced from 2 exons. The coding region runs from base 54 to 1607 and encodes 517 amino acids. Gene Ontology annotation, molecular function: oxidoreductase activity, acting on paired donors, with incorporation or reduction of molecular oxygen; monooxygenase activity; heme binding.